Molecule: messenger RNA, 1449 nt
Organism: Oldenlandia corymbosa var. corymbosa
Lineage: Eukaryota; Viridiplantae; Streptophyta; Magnoliopsida; Gentianales; Rubiaceae
Source: the annotation of a GenBank genome assembly
AUGAGUCGACGAGCUCAGCAGCAACAAGUUGCCGGAGGGGAUGACAAAUUAGAUCCCAGGGGAUACUACGGAAGCAGGCUGAAGUCAUUUAUGGCCCAAAGGUCAACCGGGAACAACCUGAACCCGAACCCGUACUCGUACGAGUUCCAACCCUCAACGAGCAUUCCGGAAUUCAAGAAGAAUUAUAUGAAUCAAUUGGAAAGUGGGCAGCGUCUUGAAGAUGAAGGUGUUUCGUUGUCGGGUCGGAUUAUGGCAAAACGGGAAUCAGGGAAGAAUCUUUUCUUCUACGAUUUACUCGAUGACGGCGAAAGGGUUCAGGUUAUGGCGGAUGGGCGGCAAUCCGAUUUAUCGCCGGAAGAGAUCGCAGAGUUUCACUCCGGCGUUAAGCGCGGUGAUGUCGUCGGCGUUGUCGGGUUUCCGGGCAAAACCCAGAGGGGGGAGCUCAGUCUUUUCCCGGAGAAGUUCACAAUUUUGGCACCAUGUCUGCACAUGCUGCCAUGGAGAUUAAAGAACCAGGAAAUCUGUUACAGGCAACGUUAUUUGGACCUCCUGUUUCAUCCCGAAGUUCGGGAAAAGUUCGAAACCCGAGAUCAAAUCAUCUCUUACAUACGGAGCUUUCUGAAGAAUCUCGGGUUCUUGGAGGUGGAAACACCAAUGCUGGACAGGGUUGCCGGGAGAGCAGCAGCAAGGCCAUUCCUUACCCAUCGCAAUGUCCUGAACAUGGAUCUUCAACUGCGUAAAUCGCCCGAAUUGAAGCUGAAGCAGCUUGUUGUUGGUGGGAUGAAUCGUGUUUUUGAAGUAGCGAAGCUUUUCAGGAAUGAAGCAAUCGACCAAACUCACAACCCUGAGUUUACAGCUUGUGAAUUUUAUAUGGCUCAUGCUGAUUAUAAUAAGCUGAUGAAGAUGACUGAAGACCUAUUGAGCGGAAUUGAUAUGUUACCGGAGCUCAGGAAGUUCGUAACAAUACCCGAAGAUCUCUCUAGUGAUGAAGCUCACCAAUGCUUGGUAGAUUUAUGUGCUAAUCUACAAAUUGAAUGUCCACAAACGAUAGCUAGGAUGUUGGAUAAGCUUGUAGGGUACUUUCUUGAAGAGACCUGUGUGAACCCAACAUUCAUUAUCAACCAUCCUGUGGAAAUGAGCCCGUUGGCGAAAGAGCAUUGUUCGAUACAAGGGUUGACAGAGCGAUUUGAGUUAUUCGUUAAUAGGAAUGAGCUCUGUAAUGCAUACACUGCAUUGAAUGAUCCUGUGGUGCAACGCCAGCUAUUUGUUGACCAGCUAAGGGAUAGACAAACCGGCGAUGAUGAGGCCAUGGCUUUGGAUGAAGAUUUUUGCACUGCCCUUGAAUAUGGUUUAUGCCCAACUGGUGGAUGGGGAUUAGGCAUUGAUCGUUUAGUUAUGCCUUUGACGAUUCUCAAAGUUUUAAGGAGGUCAUACUGUUUCCGGCUAUGA